GUGAUCGUGAAGCCCAUGCAGUCCCUGGUGCAGCGACCCCGGAUCUGGUUGAAGAUCACCAUCGCCUGGACCUUGAGCCUGAUCUUUCCCCUGCCGCAGCUCUUCAUCUUCGUCCACCCUCGGAGGAUCUGCGGCAGCCGCGGCUACACGGCACCCUGGCAGCGCAAAGUCUACUUUACCUACACCACCAUCUACAUCCUGGUUAUUCCUAUGCUGAUCAUGCUCUACUGCUACACCAAGAUCAUCCGCGUCGUCUGGGUCAGGGCCGAGCACGAGACUCGAAGACGGUCUUCUUGUCUCAUGCCCAGACCCACGGAGACGGCUCAUAGAACACGGAUGGCAGACAGGACGUCGGAUACUUCUAGAGAAAUGUGUCCCAGUAAUGAGAACAGUGAUACGGGAUGUGGUUGUGAUAGAGUGGUGAAGACAUCUUGUUCCAGACCUUCUAAAACGGUUAGAUGGUCGCGAAAGGUAAUGGAAAGCCACCGCAUGAUUGAAUGCGCUUCCGAGCAGAAGGGCAAUACUCGGGAGGAUUUGAACGCCAGUUCUCCACGGAUGAGUAUUCGUCGCGGCCUCAUAACGGCCUCCAAACGGCGUGCGUUGGUGAUGACGCUGACGGUAGUGAUUAGCUUCCUGGUGUGUCACACGCCUUAUUUCCUGCUGACCCUUGUCCGCAUCUACAGCGACUACCAGCUCAAGCUGGAGCGGGCCAUGUUUCUCAGUGAAGUUCUCGUCAUGGUGCACAGCACUCUAAACCCUCUUCUCUACGGCCUCUUCACCCUCAGACAGUAUCACCUGAAGCACAUCAUGUCUCUACUCACCUGUUCCACUCACCCCACUCACCAGCAGCACACACAACAUCUCAGACAGUACUCACACGACAGGACUAAACUACUGUCCAAUGUCCGGUCUAAACUCAGCAGCAUCAACAGCAGCGGCGCUACAACCACCACAACUUUCGUCAGUAACCGUAAAAGUACGCAUACUGACCCUCUGCUCCGUCAUAACAAACCUGGAAGAACUAAACAUCUGUCCACAGACGAUUCGUCCAGGACUUCGCUGUCCUCAACAAAGUGUCCACUGUCUACAGCCCAGUGUACAGACCAGAUGAAGCCGUGCUGUCAAACAUUAGACUGGGAUGUAUGUUCGGACAAGGGUACCAAAUGCCUUACUGACAAGCAACUGACCUUACUGCAGAAUACGCACUGGUCAGAUGUGGGGCCUUUAGUGGUCAGGCCCCCAGACAGGUUGCCUCCACAUUCUUGCAUCAAUCUUUCAGCAGUGCUGCAAUCUAACGGCACCUUACAGCCUUCAGGCGCCAGUUGUCUACCUAGCAGCCAUCGGAGCGGUUACUGUCCAAGGGACGUCAGCGUGAGUUGUCAAAACAUCGGCGACAAUGUUUUACCAAAUAUGAACCCGGUCACUCGGCCAAACAAGAUGGAGGAAACCACGGUGGAAGGUUUCAACAGAGACUGA
Molecule: messenger RNA, 1476 nt
Organism: Candidula unifasciata
Lineage: Eukaryota; Metazoa; Mollusca; Gastropoda; Stylommatophora; Geomitridae
Source: the annotation of a GenBank genome assembly